AUAUUUGCUUCCUCUCUCCGCAAUUUUCUACAACUACCUCCUGCACCCCUUUUCUCUCUUCUUUUCCCUGCCUUCCUGUCAUCCCAUUCCCUGUCUUCCAUUUUAGCUGGCUUGUCCUCUGGGCUUUGUGGAAGAGCAAAGAAAGCCCAGCAAUAUAAAUUAAGUCCUAACAUAUGGAAGAGGUGGUGGUGAAAGGAUAGGAGAAGAAGAGAGGGGCUUCCUUUUGGUGUAUUCUUCUAUUGUUGUUGCUCCAUUCGUUUAGAAGGCUCCGAAAGGACAAGUCACCAAGAGCAAUGGCAUUCCAAGGGACACAGACCAAAUGUACGGCUUGCAGCAAGACGGUCUACCUGGUGGACAAGCUCACCGCCGACAACCGAAUCUACCACAAGGCCUGUUUUAGAUGCCACCACUGCCAGGGAACCUUGAAGCUGGGAAAUUAUAAUUCGUUCGAGGGAGUCCUCUAUUGCAGGCCUCACUUUGAUCAGCUUUUCAAGAGGACUGGCAGCCUGGACAAAAGCUUUGAAGGGACCCCAAAGGUUGUCAAGCCAGAAAAACCUGUUGAUACUGAGAAAACAGCAGCCAACAGAGUCUCAAGUCAAUUUGCGGGAACCAGAGAGAAGUGUUUUGGAUGCAAGAAGACAGUAUAUCCCAUUGAGAGGGUUACAGUUAAUGGGACUGCAUAUCACAAGAGCUGCUUCAAAUGCACUCACGGAGGAUGUGUGAUUAGCCCUUCAAAUUACAUUGCUCAUGAGGGAAGGCUCUACUGCAAGCACCACCACAUUCAGCUGUUUAAGGAGAAGGGGAACUACAGCCAGCUUGAAACCGACCAAGAGAAGAUGGAGAAUGAGGCACCAACCAGUGCAGAAGAAUUAGAGUCAUAAUUCAUGAAGACAGAUGCAGCUAUCCUAUUUCUCUUUCCUGCAUGUUUCUUCAUCACCUUAAGAGCCGUGAUUCACUGAAAUUUCAAUGUAUGGACCGUUAAAAUUGUUCGGUUGUGUUUUCAUUGGGAUUUUCUAUGAUAUUUGCUGGCUUUGAAAGGACUCUGGACUGAAUUCAUAUAUGCUUGUAAGACUUA
Molecule: messenger RNA, 1075 nt
Organism: Elaeis guineensis (African oil palm)
Lineage: Eukaryota; Viridiplantae; Streptophyta; Magnoliopsida; Arecales; Arecaceae
Product: LIM domain-containing protein WLIM1
Source: RefSeq, a predicted model, not a curated record